GUCUUGAGGCGGCGGCUAGAGGACACCGGCAAGAUGGCGGCGGCGUCUGGGCUGGUGCGGAGGCCCCUUCGGCAGGUGUCUGGGCUGCUGAGGAGGCGCUUCCACCGGACGGCGCCGGCGGCGCUGCAGGUGACAGUUCGUGAUGCUAUAAAUCAAGGGAUGGACGAGGAGCUGGAAAGAGAUGAGAAGGUUUUUCUGCUGGGGGAGGAAGUUGCCCAGUAUGAUGGGGCAUACAAGGUUAGUCGAGGCCUGUGGAAGAAAUACGGAGACAAGAGGAUCAUAGACACUCCCAUAUCUGAGAUGGGCUUUGCUGGAAUUGCAGUAGGUGCAGCUAUGGCUGGUUUGCGGCCCAUUUGUGAAUUUAUGACCUUCAAUUUCUCUAUGCAAGCCAUUGAUCAGGUUAUAAACUCGGCUGCCAAGACUUACUACAUGUCUGGGGGCCGUCAGUCUGUGCCCAUAGUCUUCAGGGGGCCCAAUGGUGCUUCAGCGGGCGUGGCUGCUCAGCAUUCACAGUGCUUUGCUGCCUGGUAUGGGCACUGCCCAGGCUUAAAGGUGGUCAGCCCCUGGAAUUCAGAGGAUGCAAAAGGACUUAUUAAAUCAGCCAUUCGGGAUAACAAUCCAGUGGUGGUGCUGGAGAAUGAAUUGAUGUAUGGAGUUCCUUUCGAAUUCCCUGAUGUAGCUCAAUCAAAAGAUUUUCUGAUUCCUAUUGGAAAAGCCAAAAUAGAAAGGCAAGGGACGCAUGUGACCGUGGUUUCCCAUUCAAGACCUGUUGGCCACUGCUUAGAAGCUGCGACAGUGCUGUCUAAGGAGGGAAUUGAAUGUGAGGUGAUAAAUAUGCGUACCAUUAGACCAAUGGACAUUGAAACCAUAGAAGCCAGUGUCGUCAAGACAAAUCAUCUUGUGACCGUGGAAGGAGGCUGGCCACAGUUUGGAGUAGGAGCUGAAAUUUGUGCCAAGAUCAUGGAAGGUCCUGCAUUCAACUACCUGGAUGCUCCUGCAGUUCGUGUCACUGGUGCUGAUGUCCCUAUGCCUUAUGCAAAGAUUCUAGAAGACAACUCUAUACCUCAGGUCAAAGACAUCAUAUUUGCAAUAAAGAAGACGUUAAACAUCUAGUUUGGUAUUAACUAUUAAAUCGUUGGAAUUUCCUAUUGAAAAUACUUGCUGAUAUUUCACCUGGAUUGUACUGAAGACCUUACUCAGAAAGCAAUCUCUAAAGCAGCACCAUGUUUUUGUGCUGGGAUGAAGUCUAAAUGUGCUUGUGUAUGGAGGAACUCCCCGGGAUUUUUUUUUUUUUUGGGGGGGGGGGCUGUUACAUUGCCAGGUUCUUUGAACAAGACUGAUAUAAAAUGUUACUGUUUCACUAGACGUACAAGGUAUGAAUGUGGCCUGAUGAAAGAUACAGCCUAAAAGGUAACUUAUGUGUAUAAAAGUGUAUCAUCUACAUUUACUCUUAGAUUGUUUUGAUAUGGAAUAAAGGAAUUCCUGACUAUGA
Molecule: messenger RNA, 1492 nt
Organism: Loxodonta africana (African savanna elephant)
Lineage: Eukaryota; Metazoa; Chordata; Mammalia; Proboscidea; Elephantidae
Gene: PDHB
Product: pyruvate dehydrogenase E1 subunit beta
Exons: 10
Coding region: 34-1113 (359 amino acids)
Biological process (GO): pyruvate decarboxylation to acetyl-CoA
Molecular function (GO): pyruvate dehydrogenase (acetyl-transferring) activity
Source: RefSeq, a predicted model, not a curated record